Molecule: messenger RNA, 969 nt
Organism: Sclerotinia sclerotiorum 1980 UF-70
Lineage: Eukaryota; Fungi; Ascomycota; Leotiomycetes; Helotiales; Sclerotiniaceae
Exons: 2
Coding region: 1-969 (322 amino acids)
Source: RefSeq, a predicted model, not a curated record
AUGGCGGGGGUUAGCAAUAAUAGUGGAGCUUCGCAGCUGAAUGCAGUGAUGUCUACUAGUCAAAAUCAUAACGAAAUGCCGUCUGUUGUCAGCGAUGAAGCAAAGAAAGAUGAAGGAAGACCUCUGACUCCGGGCUCGAGUGCUGAAGCUUCGACGAACGAAGUACUCGGUGGUCCCGAGUACACCAACGAAGGACCUACGAUCAAUAUAAUUGCCCCGCCCAGCAACACCAUCGAGGACGUCCCAUCAUACCUCUCUGCCGACGCAACCGCAGACAAUGGCAAUGCCAUCUUCAAUGCUACACCACAUCUCUCCUCGGAUUCCGACGACGCAACAACAAACGCUCUCCCACCUCCUCCGCCCUUCGAAAAACUAGCACAAAAGAACCCAAAACCUACAGAUCACCUCUCCAUCACAAUCGGUCCUCUUGUUAUCCUUCUAUUCGACAUCGUCAUCCCCUGCAUAAUCUACUACGUCUGGUUCGACAUCCACCGCAGCUCCCUCGAAAUCCCAGAACUAUAUCUCUAUUCCCCUGGUUUCCUCAUGAGUUUCCUCGGCAUCGUCAUGCUCAUCUCGCUUAUCCCCUUCAAAAUCCCCAUCGGCAUUAACUCCCACGCACGAGGUUCGCCCAUGCGUCCAUUUAUAUACUAUGCGGCCGAAGAUUUUAUCGCCGUCGAUGGGCUCCAAGACCGCGAGUUCCGCGUGCGAUAUAAUGCGCGAUAUGAUUCUUCCCCGGGCUUUCGACGCAUGUUUCUCCACCUAACCUUAUGGUGGAUCGCAGGCGUAUUGGUAUAUCUCGGUUGUCUGAGCGCGGUAAUAUGGUCCCUCGAAUUCCACUACGCCUUUGGAUUAUCCCUCGGUGUGCUGUUUGCCUAUCUGGUCAUUUGGGCUCUGGUGUCGUAUUAUUGGGUUGAUCGUGUUAUGAAGAGUGAACAGCGGGCGCAUGAUGAGCGCGUGGCGAAAUGUUGA